CGGACCGCUUCAUUAAAAACUCCACCCAACCGCCAAUGGCAGCGCAGAGGACGGUGCUUCCCGCUCCGCCGUCCGCCGGGGGAGAGUAUUUAGGAGCGCAGUCCAUCCUGGAGGGCAGACAACAGGUGCAUCGGGCACGACCCUGUCCUCAACAGGCUGAGAGGGAAGGGAAUCCGGGUUUACUCAACGUAGUGGAGACUGAAGAUGCGACUGAAAGGAGGAGAUUCAAAGUACUGGGACAGUAUGAGUAGAAGGCUGGGAGAUUUUGUUGGGAAGAGAAGACAUUGUUUCUUUAAGGGGCAAAACGACGUCCCCCAUUACGUAUCGUACAAGCGGUUCAGGAGAAGAAUCACCCAGGCGAGCAGCAGUGACGCUCCUGCUGCAAGUACACCGCUGGCCACUAGGGGGCAGUGUGAGCCCAGCUUUGAGUUUGAUAACGUCUGUCAGAAACUGGACCUGGAUUCCCCACCGAGACAUCGUGAACCAGAACAGAGGGUCCAACAGGGAAAUCGCCAAGAGACAGCGUUGACAGAAGGCUUGUCCCACGGCGUAGCUGUCACACCACCAAACACAUCGCGCAUUACUGCCAGGGGAAGGACAUCCACAAAAAAUGCCUCAGAGCAGGGAUGGGUGUGGAGAGCCGCAGUUCAGUCAGAUUCGGAGGAGAGAAGAUGUGAUUUGCAGCCGUUUGAUGUUCUGGACGAAGCUGAUGUGAGUCUGCAGGGAAAGUCAGUGAUGAGGUUGGCGGCUCCCUCACUGCUGAACGACUACUACGCUAAUCUUCUCGACUGCAGUUGUAAUGGUAUGAUUGCAUUAGCCCUGGGCUCUUCUGUUUACCUUUGGAAUUCAGAAACUCGUGCUCUGCUGGGACAUUUGGGUCCGAGUAAACAAGGAGGACGGCCGUCUGACCGUCACGCUCAGUCCAUCACGUGUCUGUGCUGGAGCGGAGACGGCAGGGCUCUCUGCAUUGGGACCAGGCGGGGGGAGAUACAGUUGUGGGAUGUUGAAGACCAGCAGCAUUUAAGGUGUCUACCAUCAGACUUGUCUGUGGUCAGAGCUCUUUCCUGGAAACAAGAGUUAGUCAGCAGUGGCUCUGUUCUUGGGCAUAUCCAUCACUUUGACCCUCGGGCUCCUACACCUCUGGUAGGUGUAGCUGUCCAGAAAGAUGCCAUCUGCAGCCUUCAGUGGUCACCAGGAGGCGACCGGCUGGCCAGCGGCUCCUCAGAGGGCCUUCUCUGUAUAUGGGACAGUCAUGUCACAGGCCUCACAAAGUCACAACAGCCAGUCACUACAAUGAAGCAGCCUAGCACCGUUAAGGCAAUGGGAUGGUGUCCAUGGCAGAGAAAGAUGAUCGCUACCGGAGGGGGAUGGAAAGAUGGGGAGCUGAGAAUCUGGGACACGGAUUCAGGCACCUGCGUGACCUCUGCCAACACAAAUUCACAGAUCUGUUGUCUACGAUGGGCUGAAAGGAAGAGAUAUCUGGUCACAGGCCACGGCCUUCCUCAGCACCAUGUGACCUGCUGGACCUGGGAGUUUCCCUCCAUCAGCCCGACCUACCAGCUCACAGGUCAUUCUCAGCGAGUCCUACACUUGGCCUUAAACCCUACUCACAUUUUCUCUGCUGGAGCGGACCAGCGCUUUCACAUCUGGGACAUGUAAUCACCAACGUCACUGAAAGUGGACGGUAAAUACUUCGGCUCAGCCGUGUGAAAAACUUGUGUCCACAUGCCGGUAGCAGCUUUAUUUGGUAGUGCCAUUUGUCUAGAGAAUGCACAUUUCCUCUCCUCUGCUCUGAACCAACCACAAUACCAAGCUAGCUCACCACAGUCAAACUUGAAGAAGGUUCAUCUCUCACAGAUGAUGGGUCUCUUUAGCAUAAAAUAAUACGUUAGGAAUUAAAUUCUAUACAAUGUAUUCCGUUUUUGCAGUAACUACAAAUAUCUGUUUUUGGUGAUUAUAUCUAACAGGGCAUUUGUGGGAAAAUAACACAGAAAAUGCCUCAAAUACAUAAAGUCAUCAUCCUCUGGCCACAUAGGAGAAAGAGUAAAAACAAGCAAACAAAGAUAUGUAAUAUUUGACCAUCACUGACUUUAAUCUGUGUUUAAGCAGCCUUUUUGGACAGUAAGCUGCUAAAGGUUCACUGGUGAGCUCCAGGCUGUGUAAAGCCUCUCAUGUAGUUACUUUAGAACACAUUUAAAGAAGAAAUUGGUAGUGCAAAUAAUUCAGUCACAGCGAACACAAUUCUUAAACCAUUUAUGUAUUAAUUCCACGUGUGAUUCAUAUAACCUGUAAAAUGUUUUGUUUCAUGUAUGUUAUCCUUUCUUUCCCGACUACACCGUCCUGAGAUGUGUAACCAAAUAAACAUUGUUACAUGUGGAACAAUUAAA
Scatophagus argus is the source of this 2387-nucleotide messenger RNA. RefSeq names its product cell division cycle protein 20 homolog B-like. Gene Ontology annotation, cellular component: anaphase-promoting complex. Lineage: Eukaryota; Metazoa; Chordata; Actinopteri; Scatophagidae. The record is from RefSeq and is a predicted model, not a curated record. Gene Ontology annotation, molecular function: ubiquitin ligase activator activity; anaphase-promoting complex binding; protein binding. The transcript has 12 exons. Gene Ontology annotation, biological process: anaphase-promoting complex-dependent catabolic process; positive regulation of ubiquitin protein ligase activity; positive regulation of anaphase-promoting complex-dependent catabolic process. The coding region runs from base 205 to 1659 and encodes 484 amino acids.